AUGAGAUCAUCAACGAAUAUCAGGACUACCGCCUCCCUCACUCGUUACUUUCCAGAAACCCUAAAACGCUCCCAAUUUUCUAUGCUCUCUGAUUUAUCUCCUCACUCGUUUGCUCUUGAAACCCUAAAAUGCUCCCACUUCCUCUCGAAUUCCAUGGCUAUGGACCCUGAUGUAGAACAAAUGGUUGUCCAAAAGGCAGGAGAUGAUGGUCAACCCAUCGUUUUCCAAGGAGCUUCUCCUGUCCGUGAUGGACAACCUGUGGAUGUGGAAGUGGAAGGAAAUAAUGACCCUGUUGCUGUACCAACGACUAAUGUGGAAGCAAAUAUUAAAAAAAGGAAAGAAGGGCAACAAAGAUCAGUGGUAUGGGAGCAUUUUGACACAAUUAAAGACAGCAAAGGUAUCAUUAUUCAAGCGAAGUGUCGCUACUGUGCUCGCAUAUAUAAUUGCCAUGCUAAAAAGAAUAGUACUUCUACACUUAGAAGUCAUUUGAUUAGAUGCACUAAGCACCCACAUAGUAUAAAAACUAGGCAUGCUUUGUUAUCUUUUCAACCUGUAAAUGUGGAAGCUGGAUCUGCUGGUCAUGAAAUGUUUUCUGUUGCUGCAUGGAAGUUUGACCAAGAACUUACUAAGAAAGUUGUUGCAUACAUGAUAAUUGUCGAUGAAUUGCCUUUUAAGUUUGUUGAGAAACAGGGGUUUAGGCGAUUAAUGAGUCUUGCUUGUCCUAUGUUCAAAAUGCCCUCUAGGUGGACUGUUAAUAGGGACUGUUAUAGCCUGUUUGUUGAGGAGAAAUUAAAGCUGAAACAAUUUUUUAAAACAAAUUCUCAAAGGGUUAGUUUUACAAGUGAUUCAUGGACAUCUAAUCAGAGAUUGAAUUACAUGUGCAUUACUGCUCAUUUUAUUGACAAUGACUGGAAGUUACAUAAAAGGAUUAUUUCUUUUGUUCCUUGUUCUAGGCAUAAGGUGGGGCCUAAAGAAUGUUUUCUCUAUUACUUUGACAAUGUUGAAAAUAAUACUGCUGCUAUGGUGUUUUUUAUGAAAAAGAUGUUGAGUUGGGGCACUACACCAAUUAGACGUUUGAAAGAGUCUGGUCCAUCUUUUGAGAAGGUUAGAAAGGUUGUUAGAUAUAUAAAGAACGCACCUCUUAGGCUAAGCAAAUUUAAAGAAUGCAAAGAGACAGUUGAUAAUCAAUGUAAGGUUUCUUUAUGUCUUGAUGUCCCAACUAGAUGGAAUUCAACAUACUUGAUGUUAAAUACUGCUUGUAUGUAUCAAAAAGUAUUUGAAGAAUUUGAUGCUGUGGAAGCAUGUUACAGAAAAGAUUUGGGUGAUAAUGUGCCAAAUUCACUUGAUUGGGAAAAUGUUAGGCAAUUAUAUACCAUGUUAGAAUGUUUUUACAAAAUGACCUUGAGAAUUUCUGGUUCUCUGUAUGUCACUUCUAAUAACCAUUUAAAUCAGAUUUCUGACUUGUCUACCAUUUUGCAAGACUGGGUGGGUUCUAGUGAUGAGUCAGUAAGGUCUAUGGCGAUUAGAAUGAAAUCAAAAUUUGAUAAGUAUUGGGGUGAGCCAUUAGUAAUGAAUAAGCUGAUAUUCUUUGCUAAUAUUUUAGAUCCUCGUGAUAGAAUUGUCUACAUGGAAUAUACUUUGACUCAAAUGUAUGGUUCUCAUGAUGGUAAAUGGUUGUAUAAUUGUUUGAUGGAGGAUUUGCUUGAGCUGUUUAAUGACUAUGAUGUGGUUUAUAAGAAAGAACUGGCUAUUAGUGGUCAGAAUACUGUCUCACCAGAAACUCUUGGCCAAUCCUCCCAAGCAAAUUCUGUUUUAAAGGAGAGAUUUCUGCAGCAAAUGAUGGAGAGUGGUGGUGUAAGUGGAAGCAAGAAAUCUGAAUUGGAUAUAUACCUUAGUGAGGCAGUAGUUGCAAAUGAUUUGAAAUUUGAUAUUCUGAAAUGGUGGAAGUUUAAUUCUGAGAGAUUUCCUGUCCUCUCUAGAAUGGCUCGUGAUAUACUUGCAGUACCAGUUUCCACAGUUGCUUCAAAAUCAACAUUUAGCACUGGUGGAAGAGUGCUUGAUGAUUUCAGAUCUUGUCUGACUCCUAGAAUUGUGGAGGCAUUAAUAUGUACUCAGGACUGGCUGAGAGACCAAUCCAAACCUGUUUUAGUUGAGGAAACAUUGGAGGAGCUAGAGAAAUUUGAAGAAGGUUUUCAAGACCCAACUAAUGCUAUGAAUGAUAACUGUUUGUCCUUAUGUCCCUGUUUUAUUUACUUGAUGUUUAUUUCUUCUGGGCAUGCUGCUGGUGGAUGUUUGUCCAUGUCUUCCUCUGAUUUCUGGGCCUGGUGGAAGCCUUUGCUGCUUCUGUUGUUUAUUGGAUACAUUUCUGAAAUCUGA
Messenger RNA from Mercurialis annua (annual mercury), 2376 nucleotides. Its product is annotated as zinc finger BED domain-containing protein RICESLEEPER 4-like. Lineage: Eukaryota; Viridiplantae; Streptophyta; Magnoliopsida; Malpighiales; Euphorbiaceae. The record is from RefSeq and is a predicted model, not a curated record. The transcript has 6 exons. The coding region runs from base 1 to 2376 and encodes 791 amino acids. Gene Ontology annotation, molecular function: DNA binding; protein dimerization activity.